AUGCCCAGCACUCAGGCGGAGCCAAGGCCGUGCAGAUGGCAUUUGGUCAGCGUCGUGGGGAACGGAACGGAGCGACAUCGAGAUCUUGUAUCAACCAACGAAUUGGCUGUCUUCAAAGCAACCACACCAGUCCAGACUGUCGUUGAUGUGUUCGCGAUCCUCGCCACGUAUUCGAUCUGGCCUGGCUCCGUCGUUCCACCGGACUGUGCGACAGUGCAGACGUCCGCUCCGUGGUCCUCUCACGUUUUGCUUGGUGCGCCCCCGACAUGCGAUUGGGCGCUGUCAGAGAGCAGGAGUUGCGAGGCGCUGUCAGAGAGCAGGAGUCGCGAGGCCCAGCAAAACGCUGCUCGGAAGGUUGGGCCGAGACUGGUCUCUGGAGGCGCACGAUCGCUCCCUCUGACAGCGGCCUCGUGCUCGCGGGGUCUGGAGACGACCAUUCCAACACACCUGUCCUCAGAAAGAGCCGUCGACAGCGCAAGGCGGAGCGGUCCCGAAGAAGGAAACGCAGAGUUGCCAGAUGGUGAAGCUGAAUCGCAUGCGCACAGCCUCUGCCCUGUCGAGAAAACUUCAUGUUCGUGGGUUUCCAGCCAGCAUGCGUUUGACCACCUAGCGCUGAUCCGCUGGUACUCCCGGGAUGCCUCCCAGAUCGGAAGUCUGCACGGACUGGACCCUGGGCCGGAAACUGCCCAGACUGAGAGAAACAAUUCGCAUCCCCUCAAAUAUGCAGAACUGCCCUCUGCGUACACAACAGACGACAUUCCCGUCGUUCCCACAUCAGGUCGAUCGAUUCCCCUUUCGUUUCCUACCAUGUCCUAUUUAAGCGAGGUUCUUGAGCGCAUUGGGCUCUCGACCUAUCUCCAGACCUUGUGCGUGAACGGGUUCCAAGACUGGGAAACCGUGGUUGAUAUCACGGAAGAGGAUCUGACGGCACUUGAAUUCAAGCUUGGCCACCGACGAGCUUUGCAGCGAGAAAUUGCCACCUGGCGAGGAAUACCGCAAACGCUAUCCUUGAAGCCAGAAGCUGCUUCGCCUGAGCUGACCUCUCUCUCCACAUCUGCAUUAGAGACGUUGGCAAGACAGCAAUCUACACCGCCGCCACGGGAGAAGAGGAGAUACAGACGCCAUCCCAGAGCAGACGCUAACGCACCCAAGAAGCCCAAGACAGCCUACGUAAAUUUUGCAGACCAGCUACGUACAGAUCCUCAGGUCAGCCAGCUCAGCUUCGUACACAUCGCAAGAGAGGUUGGCCGAAGGUGGCAAGAACUCUCCCCCGAGCAGAAGCGUGUCUGGGAGAGCAACGCCGCACGAGCUAUGCAGGAGUAUGAAUCCAAAAUGGACGAGUACAAGAAGACGGAUGACUGGCGGACCUACCAAGCCUACUUGAAUGACUUCAGGGCACAGCAGUCUCAGCCUACCGCCGGAAGGCGGAGUGUUGGCGUCCGCACAAUCUCCCACAGCACUAGAGAACAUUCGCGAGCAAGCCCUGAAUUGCCGGAGAGCCCCGGCUCUUCGCUGCCGUCCUCUGCUUCGUCAUGUACGACUAACGCCGAGUUGUGCCACAACGCUCUAACAUUGGCCUUCAGCGAGCUGAUAUCGCUGAGAGGAGAGAUCCUCAACCAGGCCAUACAAACGUACGAUGAGGACCAUCUGCCGUCCGAAGAGCUAACAAGACGAUCGAUAUAUGCAUUCAUCCGAGGAACCGGCUCACUGCUUUUCAUGUGGACCUACGAGCAGGCGGACGAAAUCCUCAAUCGCGUCUACAGGCCGAAGCAUAAGAUAGACGCCAUGGAUCUUGCCGAGUGUUUUACCAUUGCUGCAAUGGGCGCCCACUACGACAUGGACUGUUUUCCGGAUCGGAUACGCAAGAUUCUUUACGCGUCUGGGACUCUCCACUUUCACGAGAGGACGGCAAGGACCGACUACCUCCGCACGAUGCGCUUGCUCUUAUCCAUGUCCUUUUACGCACUACUCGAAAAGCACAUGAGUGCCAGAUAUCUGAUCGCUGCCGGCCUGCAGAUAGCACGCUGGAUGUGCCCACCCCUGCACCGCACGUCUACAGGCGUCGUGGACGAGAACUGGCGCAAGAUCCACCGAAGCCUGAUGUUCAUGGACAGCUGGCUUUCCUACACGCUUGGCUACAGCUCAGAAGUUACCCCGCAGGAUGUCUCGGUACGCGUGAGCUUCAACAACGACUACCGUUUGUCUGACCGGCAGCAGGCUGCUUGUACCCCUGAUCGGCUGGCCUCUGACACGAUUGACGAGCUGAUCCAUACGCAAACAAGCAAAGUUGGCUUAAUAGCAGCUGAGAUUGCAAAAACUCUGGCUGCACCCGAGCUUGCCACUCGCGAGAACGUAGACAUGCUCACACGGAAACUGGAGAUCUGGCGGACAGAAGUACCGUUGAUUCUCCAACUUCCGACUCUGACUUCAGAGGUCCCGUCUGAACUGUCGCUAUACCAGAGGCGGGCUAUUCUGAUGGUUCACAUCAUGUAUCUGGGUGCUGUCGUUCUCGUUUACCGCCAAUUGCUCGUAGCGACCGCGGAGAGUCAGCUCACGGACGGCGCCGCCAAGAAACUCGGUUACUCUAGCCACGAUGCGCGGGGUUUUCGAAACGAAUGUGCAAUAGCAGCCUCGACCAUAGCACGGAUUCUGCGGCUGAUAGCGUUCGACGGCACGUUGACCAGGCGUUGCUGGCUGGUUAUCUACUGGGCUUUUACGGCUGCCAUUGUCCUCCUCCACAGUGCAUCGACCAAGCUUCUGGACGGCCAAUGCGAUGGCGUCGAGCUGGAUCUAGGCUUCGCCAAAGAAUGCAUGGACAUGUUGGAGCCUUGUCGCAGCCUCGAACCCGUCGCAGCUCGAUAUCUCGACACCCUUUGGCCGCUGUAUGAUUCCCUUCGCGACAUGCACCAGCGUAUGGUGGGCCGCGCGAAAACCAGCUUCUCCUACCUCCUGCAAGCAGAUCCCAACCAACUAAGCCCGCCCAUCCCUCUGUCGAAGCACGAAAUGGGCCCCGUUUCCGAAAAGCUCUCUGUGUUGCUGACUGAUCCUUUUGGUCGCAAGCAAAACUUUGCAGCCGAUGGAAGCAUGAGGCGUGCGCUGAAUGCUGACGGUUCUUGCUCCGUUUUCUGGUGGAAGUGA
Messenger RNA from Ascochyta rabiei, 3138 nucleotides. RefSeq lists its product as uncharacterized. The transcript has 7 exons. The coding region runs from base 1 to 3138 and encodes 1045 amino acids. Gene Ontology annotation, biological process: regulation of gene expression. The record is from RefSeq and is a predicted model, not a curated record. Lineage: Eukaryota; Fungi; Ascomycota; Dothideomycetes; Pleosporales; Didymellaceae. Gene Ontology annotation, cellular component: nucleus. Gene Ontology annotation, molecular function: protein binding.